CAACCGUUUGUCUAUCGCCCAUCGUCAUUUCAUGUGUGACAGGUGGCUGCACUGGCACGCUAUGGAAGAUGGCCGCGGUCUAUGGCAAAGCGAAAGUUGUGUUUCUUUUUCGGUGUUAAAAAAGUGGUUGUGAAACGAUUGAGAAACUGUAUUGCACUAUAAAACAAUUGUUUAUGAGAGAACGUGUGUGAAAUUGGAAUUCAGUGCGGACCUUUAUUGACAAAUCGUUUAUUUAUAAAUAACUAGUAAUGUACAAAUUGUGUUUAUAACCUGUGUAUAUUUAUUACUCGUAUUAUUAUUGUCAAUAAAUGAGGAGACUAAAAAUAGAAAAAAGUAUUUUAUUGAUAAAUUACGAAUGUGUAAAUUAUAAAUAUCUGACAUGCGUUAAAAACAACCUGUUAGAAAAAGUCCACUGAACUUACUGUUUACAUUCGAACUACAAAACUUCAAACAUAAAUUAAUAUAUUUUUGCAGUUGUAAAAAGGCAAAACAUUAAAGGAAUGUGAAUUAACACUAUGUUUGACGGCAGCAGAUAUGUGAAUAAAAAUAUAUUCCUCAAAAUGCAUAUGGAUACAACGCAAAACAGUAUUUAACCUUCAAUUAAUUAAUAAAAUCGUACCUAAUACUGUUGAUAUUGUAAGCUCAAACUUGAAGGUCAUCAAAUAAAAUGUGUACAAGACUCUCAGUUUUUCGUUUAUUACUAAUUUUAUGAACUAGUUUUUGAGGUUAUGUUUAUAUACCGAGUGUUGUGAACAUAGUGUUAGAGUGCAAUGUAAUGAGGGACUGAUAGAUCGACACGCUGGAUCGAGCCAACUCUGGUCCAGGGGGUUGCCUCGACGGCGGAGGGACCGUUCCCCCCGUCGUCCCCCAGCCCCCGGGACUGCCGACUCUUCAUCCCGAGGUUACCCCAAAACAGGCUGUAGUAGAGAGACUUCGCCGGAGGAUUGAGUCGUAUCGGAGAAGACAAAACGACUCUAUGCCGCGCUUCGAUCAGUCCUUCACAGGUCUGUGCGAACAGAACCUACAGGACACCCUGCAGCUGAAACAGCGCUACUUGGACGCCAAGGCCAAGCGGGUGCCCAAGAGCAAAGAUAAGAAGCAGCAGGACUCCAUUCAGAGCAGCGUGCACGUGCAGCAGAAGUUCCUGAAGCGGUCCGCGGAGGAACACGACCCCGGGGGGCCCAACGACAGUUUCGAGCCACCGGUGAAACUUCAGUGCACCACCCAGCAGCAUGGCUCCCAUCAGAAUGAAGGCUUGACGAAAUUCUCCGUAGAAAUAGUCCAGCAGCUGGAGUUUACGACGUCGGCAGCUAGCUCGCAACCCCAGCAGAUAUCCACAAAUGUCACCGUCAAGACGCACGCCAAUGCUUCCGUUAAAAGUGACGUUUCGUCCCCAAAAUCGAAUCCCUCAACUCCCGCGUCGAAUAUGCAUCAAAAGUCGAACAUUGGCCUAGACGUUGGCACUUUAGUGGAGUGUGUUAAACAAGAACCUGAUAAUGAUUUCGCGGACUUGGACCAGUGCGCCGCGGCUUUGGAAAAGGACGCGGCGGCGAACGGUGGUGCCGGUUUCGGUGGUUUUUCGGAUCUCAUUGGUGACGACACCAACGAUGAAAUCAUAUCAUCAGCAGCUUUUAAAGAUCUGAUCUCAGAUAUUAGUAACUAUCCGGAUUAUCCAGAACUCAUGAAAGACUUUGACUUCGAAGAUAAGCCCGAAACUAACACGAACAGUAUGAAAGUAGAGGAUAACAAAGAUUUAGUUCAGAACGUGAACACUCCGGAGAACGCGAAAAAUACGCACAGUCCUUUGCUACAUAAUCAAAAUAACUAUUCACCCCCUGUGUUCGAUAACCAAGGUAUCAACAAAAACAGGAUACCUUCCUAUUCGAAUAUGGACUUCAGUAAGACUGAACUAAGUCCAGCCGCUCAAACCUUAAAACAAAUGGCUGAACAACACCAACACAAGAAUCAAAUGGGACUCUCGUUCAAUCCCAACAACCGUGUUCCUAACUCCAGAUCGCCGUACCCCGACUUCCAAUUCCAAGGCGACUACGGUAGUCCCAAUUCCAACUCCAACUUCCACAAGAACAGUCCUACCUUCCCACAGCCUGAUAUGAUUAAACAAGAGAUGAUCUUCCAAAGCAACGAAUUUGACAUGAAACGAAAGAGUGCGGGAAUGUACAAGCAACAGUAUUCGCCCUACAGUAGCCCCAGCGCGAGCAGCCACGGCAGCCCAGGGUACUUGCCUCGUGGUGGGACUGGGCCUAACACCAAUGCUGGUCCAUUUGGUGGUGGCACGCCGCCUAGGCCGCCAUCAGGACCUGGCGGGAAUAACUCUGGAACUAACGUACAAAUUAAUCAAGCUCAACAAUUGAAUAUCAGCCAACAGAGCCAUGGGCAUGCUAUUCAGGUGUCGGCUGGUCAACAUUUGCAUCUCAGUGGUGACCUUAAAGGAAAUGUCUCUAUUGCAGCCCAGCAAGGCAUGCAUUUCAGCCAACACAAUUCUCAAAAUGGCACAUCACAGACUCAAACUUCACAAAACAAUAACCAGCAUUCUCAGCACAGUCCCCUGUCAAAUUCUCAGCAUCAAAACUCGCCCAUGCAAAAUAAUAUGAAUGCACAACAUGGACAAAACACAAUGAACCACCAAGCAGGUCCGCAGGUAGGAAACGCGAUGGUGUCCGGAGGUCACACCAUGCCAGGUUCUCAGCUUAGCAGCCAGCAAAGUCCUUUGGGGUCAAAUAUACCUGGGGGAAUUCCGGGCUCAGCAGGUAUGCCUGGUUCUGGUAGUUUAGGGGGAGCAAACAAUAUGGGAAUACCCAAUUCCGGUAUGGGUCAGAAUAAUUUAGGAGGACCUAAUGGCGCCAUGGGAGGACCUGGGAGUAACAUUGGUGGACCUGGAGGUAUGCCAGGUAAUCUGGGAGGUAUGCAACAUCCAGGCAUGCAUGUUGGAGGGUUAACACCAAACCAUGGAGAUUCUUACUCAAUGUCACAAACCCAAACCAUCAACUUUACACAGCAAUCCCUUCGAAGAGCUGGAGGAGCUGGUGGAGUACCAAAUCCAAUGGGACCAACUGUCCCCAUGGGACCAGGCUCUAUGGGUGGCCAAGCAAAUAUGGGACCACGUUUGAUAAAUGCCCAAACUAUUGAGCAGCAGAAACUACUUCAUCAACAAAUGCUUCGGGUACAGCAACAAGCCGCAAUGCAGCAACAUAUGGUCAGACCACCACCUCCUGACUAUAAAACUAGCGCUGGAAUGAUGCAAGGUGUUCAACCGAGAUAUGGAAAUGGCCCUCCCACUGUAAGAAGGAUGCCACAUCAACCCAUGCCACCGUCUG
Molecule: messenger RNA, 3335 nt
Organism: Anoplophora glabripennis (Asian longhorned beetle)
Lineage: Eukaryota; Metazoa; Arthropoda; Insecta; Coleoptera; Cerambycidae
Product: neurogenic protein mastermind
Exons: 5
Biological process (GO): positive regulation of transcription by RNA polymerase II; Notch signaling pathway
Cellular component (GO): nuclear speck
Molecular function (GO): transcription coactivator activity
Source: RefSeq, a predicted model, not a curated record